UCUAUAGUUCCAAACUGAGUGCUCUCGAAAAAACGAAAACAAUGGCCGCGGCGGCAAGGUGUGCAAAAGUCAAAUUUACUCUAAAGUGAUGCGGCAUACUGUGAUUCAAACAUCAAGAUGAGAUUAUUAAAACCAACGUGGGUUAAUCAUGAUGGGAAGCCAAUAUUUGCAAUUGACAUUCAUCCAGAUGGAUCUCGCUUUGCAACUGGAGGGCAAGGAGAUGACUCGGGCCGUGUCGUCAUCUGGAACAUGGCACCCGUUGCCAAAGAGGACGAUGAGAAAAAUGAAAAUGUUCCCAGAAUGCUCUGUGAGAUGGAUAACCACUUAGCUUGUGUGAAUUGUGUACGUUGGUCGAACAACGGUUUGUACCUUGCAUCAGCUGGAGAUGACAGACUUGUUAUGAUCUGGCAGUUAAUGAGCUAUGGAGGUAUGUCAACGCCAUUUGGUAAAUCUAAAGCCAACAUAGAGCGGUGGCGGUGCACCAGUACCUUGAGACAACAUGCAGGAGACAUAUUGGACAUCGCAUGGUCCCCUCACGAUGCUUGGUUAGCAUCUUGCAGCGUUGAUAACACUGUGGUAAUUUGGAAUGCUGUCAAGUUUCCUGAGGUGCUCACAAUCCUUACUGGUCACUCUGGGAUGGUCAAGGGGGUCACUUGGGACCCUAUUGGCAAAUACCUUGCUUCACAGUCGGAUGACAAGAGUAUUCGUGUUUGGAGGACAAUGGAUUGGAAGGAGGAGAAUAAGAUCUCAAAACCUUUUGAAGAGUGUGGUGGAACCACCCAUGUGCUGCGGUGCUCCUGGUCGCCUGAUGGUCAUUACAUAGUGUCAGCUCAUGCCAUGAACAACCGUGGGCCAACUGCUCAGAUCAUUGAAAGAGAUGGCUGGAAAUUCAAAAUGGACUUUGUCGGACAUCGGAAAGCUGUCACAUGUGUGCGAUUUAACUCAAACAUUUUCUCAAAGAUAAUAAAGAAGGGGUCAUCGAAGGCACAACAGUUUUCUUGUUGUGCCAUUGGAAGUAGAGACAGAGCUGUCUCAGUGUGGCUUACAGCAUUGAAACGACCACUUGUAGUGAUACAUGACCUCUUCAAGAACUCUGUAAUGGAUUUAGCAUGGAGCAAAUCGGGAACUCAACUUCUAGCUUGUUCUUGGGAUGGUACUGUGGCAUUCUUUGAUUUUGAUCAGGAUGAAAUAGGUCAUCAGCUCAAUCAAGAAGAAAAGAAUAAACUUUAUGAGAAAAUAUAUGGGAAGAAUUUGGGUGUGGCAAACACGGUGAUAGAGAACCCAGAUAUGUUGAACUUAUUGAAGAUGCAGAAGGAACAACAAGAGAAAUUGGCGGCCAAGGUGCAGGCCUCGCCAUUGAGCACACCUAAAAAAGUUAUAGCGCCUAUUAUGGACAAACCACCAACGGAUGUAAAGAGUAAGCAGAUAGAAACGAGAACACCAGAUGGAAGGCGUAGAAUCACACCCCUGUACAUUGCCCCUCAAGUUAAUGUAGGUGCACCCAUGGUACCAUUUACAAACGUGCCCCACCCAGCAUUCUCACCAGCCAAUCAAGUCACUCCUAUCAAGAGUGCAUUCAAGGAGCCUAGCAAGUUGAGUAUUAAGACCGAGAAGCAGGAAUCUGAUUCCGAUUCAGAGGAUGCCAAGCCACUAAGUGCGCUACAGGCUAACAUACAGCCAAUGGCAGCUCUUGACUCACGAUUUACCGAAAAGUCAAAGGCCACCUCUGGAAGUACUGCCCCUGAGAAGACCAAAGUAACACCAUCGCCGCAGUCACCAUCAUCAGUGGCAGCAGCUGCGGCCGCUGCUGCUUGUGCUGCCGCCGCCGCUGCAGUUGCUGCUGCCGCUUCUGACAAAAACAAAGAACCAUCAAAAAUUAAGGAAACGCCAAAGACGACUAACACAGGCUCACCCAGCAGCUUAUCCGGCAGUAAGCGGAAAGAUGAGGGCUCCCUCAAACCGGGACCAAAAAGACCAAGGAAAGAGUACACAAAGAAUGUAACAGAGGUGAAGACAGGGCCUAGGAAAGGACCCAUGAUUGGUCCUCCUUCUACUCAAGAAGUUACUCCGAAGGUUGUUACAACAGCACCAUCAUCCACCUCCAAGCCCAGGCUGAAGUUACCAGUUCCAAAGAUAGAGAAAACGUUAAGUGUGCAGGUUUCCACAGGCACCGAUCAUCAGGCAAGCGUUAUGUUAGAGGUGGAGAAUGACAUCAGUAGCGGCAAGGUCACCCUCCACCGGUUGAAGUAUUUGAAAGGUGGUGAGGAUUUGUGGAACAAUAUGUUAGCCAGUCGCAUUUCUGCAGCUGCUGGCAACAGUCACUUUUGCGCAGUAGCAACUGAAAACAAAGCUGUGAGUGUGUAUACUAUUGGUGGUCGUAGGAAGUCGCUACCAAUCAUUUUAAGUGAACCAAUCAGUGGACUGCAUUGCGGUGGGUGGUACCUUCUAGUAAUCUUAGCAUCGGCAAGACUUUUUGUUUGGGAUAUUAAAAAGCAAGUAGUAGUUAUUAAGAAUGAAACAUUAACUCCGAUUAUGCCAGCAGUGUCUAGUGUAACAGUUGAAAACGUCAGUAUAACUAAUGCAGGUGCCCCAAUAAUCACACUGUCAAACGGCAAGUCGUUUACCUUUAAUACUGCCCUCUGUUGCUGGAUGAUGGUACAUGAAAAAGAUAAUGUAUUACAAUCAUGUUCAGAUCACCAGACCAGUGUACUAGCACAAGCAGCAGUUCAAAUCCAAGGACCUCUAAGCUCUCUCCAAAGCAAGCCAAAUCGGUUUGGUGCUUCAAGGGUUUUUCAGCUUAGUCCCCAAAUGCAGAAGUCUUCCACACUCAGUCACCUUGAGUCCCAACUCAAUGCUGCGCUCGUACUCAAAUCUGGCAAAGAGUACAAAUUUUGGUUGCUUACUUGCGUGAGGUACAUGGUUCAAGAAGGAGUUGAGAGUAGGUUGCGGGAGGUUUGUGAUGAGAUGCUAGGACCAUGCUAUAAAGCAGACGCAGAUACAAGCUCAUGGGAAUCACAUGUCCUAGGUUUGAAUAAGAGAAAGUUACUGGAGGAAAUAUUGCCAAUAAUUGGUACUAACCUAAAACUCCAGCGAUUAUACUCUGAAUACCAAGAUCAGCUUGAGAUGUUCAAAAAGUAAAUGACUGUGAAGCUCUUGUUUGUGUCACUAACUGGACGACAGCUCAGUGAACGCGAGUGAUGAAAGCAACAGGAUUUUUGUCCUCAUCUAGGCUGCCUCCUCUGACGACCUCUUCCAACCUGUGCAGACACUGAUACUGCUGGUGUCCUGAUUAUGGCUGCCAUUUUACUGACAACCUUUUUCAACUCUUGGAGCCAUCGAUGCUGCUGGUGUCUUGACUUAUAGCUGCAGUUUUAUCGACAACCUCUUGCAACUGUUGCAGUCACUGAUGCUGCUGGGGUCCUGAUUAUGACUGCCUUUUUUUUAUCAAGUUCUUUCAACUCUUGCAGCCAUUGAUGCUGCUGGUGUCCUGAUUAAUAGCUGCAGUUUUACUGAUGACCUCCUGCAACUCUGCAGCCACUGAUGGUGCUAGUGUCCUGGUUAUGGCUGCCUUUUUAUUAAUGAUUUCUUGUAACUCUUACAGCCAUUGAUGAUACUGGUGUCCUAAUUAUAGCUGCAAUUUUACUGACAACCUUUUACAACUCAUGCUGCCAUUAAUGCUGCUGGUGUCCUGAUUAUGGCUGCAUUUUUACUGAUGACUUCUUGCAACUUGUGCAGCCAUUGAUGCUGCUGGUUUCCUGAUUAUGGCUGGGUUUUAACUGACAAAAUAUAUCAACUCAUGUAGCCACUGUCAUUAGUCAUUUACUCAUACUGGUGUCCUGAUAAUGCCUGCCUUAUACUGAUCAUGGCUACUGACAAUCUUUUGCAACUUGUGCUUGAUAAGAGACAGUUACCCAUUAUUACAAAAAUUAUCCUCAGUAAAAUUUUGGUAUAUGUAAUGUUCUUAUUUAUUUUUUACAAUAAUUUACUUGUUGCAAUGAUUAUUUAUCAAUUUAAAUUAUUAAUGAUCAUGAAAAUUCUCUCCCUGAUAAAACUGCUUUUAUUAUGGUAGUAGAGGGUUUAAUUAGCCAUGAAAUUGUACACUGUGAAUACAAUACCUGUGACUGAUACACCAAUUUUUGUAAUCUGAAAGUUUUAAAAUUUAGUAAUUCAUAGAAAUUAUGUUAAAAACUCUCUGCCACUUAGAGGAUAAUUUUAUUAAGUAUUUUAAAAAGUUUAUACAGAGAAGACAUGUUAGUAUUCAAAAGAAUGCUGGUAUUCUACCAUGACAGCAAUGGUUACCAUUCAAUGGUGUCAGGGGACAUUAUGUAUAUCUAUAAUGCUGCAUCAAAGCAAGUUUAGUUGCAGGAUUUGUAAAUUUUCAACAAGAAAAGAAGGAUAAAAUAUUUGAAUGUGAGCUAACAAGAUAUUAAGCUUGUGGGUGAAUUAUUUGCCAACAGUUGGCACAGUAAAAUCUAAUACAUGUCUCCCUCCAAAUAAAGACCAUUGUUGGGACUGGGGUCUUUAGCAACUUCUGUUUCUAAUACAAAUAAUAAAGACAUUUGUUAAUUUGGGGCCACAAAAAAGUGGUAUUUAAUUGAGGGGUCUGUAAUAUAAAGGGUGACCAGUAUUUAUUUCUUGAUUUCUAUGAAAUUGAAAAGAGAUGUUCUUUCUCUUGAAUUGAUAUGUUAUGAAAAGGCACCUCGUCUGUAUUUUCUUUUGGUGAGUUAAACCAGUGGUAGUGACAGUUGAAAAACUGGAAGGUUGUUCUUCCCUGGAGAUAUCUGGCCCGCUUAUAUUUUUCGGGGAGAAAAAAAAUCCUGUGUAAUCCCUAAUAUGUUGAAUCAAACAUUCUUGUUGGGGACAUCAUUCCCCUCCCCUUCAGAGACAAAGCAUUCCUCCCAACCCAUGUUGGGCAAAUGCUUGCACCACUACUGGAAUAAAUCAUGUAUUGUAAAGUAUAAUGUAAAUAUGCUAAUUUUGUAUAACACAUUACUAGCAACUGAGCAGCAAGACAUUUUCAUAAGGACUUUUGAUAUGUUCUUUGUGUCUGAAUUUCCUAAAAAUACAUUUCCAAGUAAAAAGCUAAAA
Molecule: messenger RNA, 5088 nt
Organism: Anneissia japonica
Lineage: Eukaryota; Metazoa; Echinodermata; Crinoidea; Comatulida; Comatulidae
Product: protein HIRA-like
Exons: 24
Coding region: 118-3138 (1006 amino acids)
Biological process (GO): DNA-templated transcription; chromatin remodeling; regulation of DNA-templated transcription
Cellular component (GO): HIR complex; nucleus
Molecular function (GO): protein binding; nucleosome binding
Source: RefSeq, a predicted model, not a curated record